Teleopsis dalmanni is the source of this 420-nucleotide messenger RNA. RefSeq lists its product as uncharacterized. NCBI's taxonomy places the organism in Eukaryota, Metazoa, Arthropoda, Insecta, Diptera, Diopsidae. The transcript is spliced from 3 exons. The record is from RefSeq and is a predicted model, not a curated record. The coding region runs from base 1 to 420 and encodes 139 amino acids.
AUGGCGACAAAAAAAAUUAGGGGAGAUAAUUGGACCGCUGAAGACAAGACUUUGCUUAAAGAGCUCGUUCGUGAAAACAUGAAUUGUAUUGAAAAUAAGAACACGGACACAAAUACAAAUAAAGCCAAACAAAAUGCUUGGAUUAAUUUACACGAAUGCUUUAACGAAAUGGGUUCUGUGAAGCGAUCAGUGGUCCAAUUAAAGGCACAAUGGUCUAUUAUAAAAAUGAACGCUAAAAAAGAAAAAACUAAAGAAAGACGUGAGAUCUUACAAACAGGCGGAGGGCCACAUCGUCCUGCAGAAGCAUUGGGAAGUGAUGACAUUUCUGUUUGGCUUCCAAAUGAGUUUGUAGUUGACCACAAUAUAUUUGAUUCGGAUAAGAAUAAAUUUGAAGAAAUAGCAAGUACUGAAAUUAUAUAA